Halteromyces radiatus is the source of this 1282-nucleotide messenger RNA. RefSeq lists its product as uncharacterized. Bases 105 to 1124 code for a protein of 339 amino acids. Gene Ontology annotation, molecular function: protein serine/threonine phosphatase inhibitor activity. Lineage: Eukaryota; Fungi; Mucoromycota; Mucoromycetes; Mucorales; Cunninghamellaceae. The record is from RefSeq and is a predicted model, not a curated record. The transcript is spliced from 7 exons.
CAUUGAUUUCAUUUUCAUACCCAGUUUUUUUUUUCUUUUUUCUUUUUCUUUUUUCACACCUCUUUUCUUUUUUAUCUUUCUCGAAUAUAAUAAUUAUAAAAACAAUGGCUCAUAGGGAAGGUAUUACAACUGAAACUCAUGAUUGGACUAUGAUCAAGGCUUCUACUUUAAUAGAAAACCAAAAAGUCAUUGAAAUUGAUGGAAAUACACCUGUUGAACAAGCUUGUAAUAUUUUGAUCGAUAAUAAUAUAUCGUCAGCUCCAGUUUAUACAAUAUCAGAUACAACAACACAACAAAAAACAAAUUCAUCUAUGCAUAGUGGAAAAACUUAUAAUGGUUUUUUCGAUUAUGCAGAUGUUAUUGCUUACAUAUUAUUGAUAUUGAAAAGUACAACUGUAGAAGAAAGUGGCUCUUUGGAAAUACGUGAUAUUGUUAAAAAAGCUUUACAAGGAAAACAAGUACCAGUUUCUUUAGCAAGUGAUCUUUCUCAAAAGAAUCCUUUCUAUUCUAUAUUACCUGAAGCAACCUUGAUAUCUGCUGUAGAAGAAUUUAGUUGUGGAACUCAUCGUGUAUGUGUUUUGAAUCCAGAUGGACAAAUUAAAGGUAUUCUAUCGCAAUCAACCGUAGUAAAAUAUUUGUAUGAAAACAAACAUCAAUUUCCUUCCAUUGAUUCUUUACUGAACAAAACUUUACGACAAUUAAAUUUGGGUCAAACGGAUGUUAUAUCCGUAAGUGCUGAUUCUCCAGUAUUGGAUGCUCUUUCUCAAAUGAGUACAUAUGGUGUAUCCUCCGUAGCAGUAUUAGGACAUAUGGGUGUUAUUUUGGGAAAUAUUAGUAUGACCGAUGUCAAGCAUGUACUCAAAAGUUAUCAACAUCGAUUAUUAUGGGAUACAUGUUUCCAAUUUGUCAGUUUGGUGCGUACUCAACAAGGCAUAGAUGAUGGUCAAGAUCGAUUACCUGUUUUUGAUGUACGAUUGGAUACGACCUUAGGCUUUUCUAUUGCAAAAUUAUUGGCGACGAAAUCUCAUCGUGUUUGGGUGACGGAUGAACGGGAUAGGGCUAUUGGUGUGGUAUCAUUGACAGAUGUGAUGAUGGCAAUAACUUCUAUGGCCAAUGCCAGUUAGUUAAUUCAUUAUUUAAUUAACAUGUUUAGUGAUUUUGUAGGCAAAUCAACAUUACAAUUAGUUAACUGUAUAUGGUUUUUUUUAUUAUGUUAGUUAGUUUUUUAUUAUUAUUUGUGAAAUAAAGUAUGUUAUUCUUAUAUGCAUUGUAGACUAAUAAA